AUGUGUAACUGGGGCAGAGUGGCCAAAGAGGAAGGAGUGUUGGCAGAAGAGCUUUCGGUGGAGGAGAGGAACACGACUUCCUGGCUUAAACCGAAAGAGGUCUGGCUUGAAAAUCUUUUUGCAUCCUCAGCACUUCCUAGUGUUUGUAAGGAGGACAACUUCAGAAUAAUUCUUUUGCCUAAAUUUGCUCUUACCAAGUUUUCAAAAGGAAUCGACUUUAAGAUCAGAACAAUAGAAUUAGAUGGAAAGAAAAUCAAGCUACAAAUAUGGGAUACAGCAGGCCAGGAGAGAUUCCGCACAAUCACAACAGCUUACUACAGAGGAGCCAUGGGAAUUAUGCUGGUGUAUGACAUCACAAAUGAAAAAUCUUUUGACAACAUAAAAAACUGGAUAAGAAACAUAGAGGAGCAUGCCUCUUCAGAUGUAGAAAGAAUGAUCCUGGGUAACAAAUGUGAUAUGAAUGAAAAAAGACAAGUUUCGAAAGAAAAAGGGGAGAAGUUAGCGAUUGAUUAUGGAAUCAAAUUUUUGGAGACAAGUGCAAAAUCCAGCAUAAAUGUGGAAGAGGCAUUUUUCACACUUGCACGGGACAUUAUGACAAAGCUCAACAGAAAAAUGAAUGACAACAGUUCAUCAGGGGCAGGUGGGCCAGUAAAAAUAACAGAAAACCGGUCUAAGAAGAGCAGCUUCUUUCGAUGCACGCUACUUUGAUGAACUUCUAAUGAUAGACUGCAGCACACUUAGAACCUUUUCUGCUUCUUUGAAAGCACAGGGUCACAAAGCCUCAGAAAUAAUACCACCAAGCUGCUGCUGAGAGCUCCAUUGAACGUAGACUGCGAUACACAAAAUACCAAGUGGAUUUUGCUCACUAAGCCUAUUGACCUGUCAGGCUCUUCUUUCUCAGAUAUGGAAGCUAUGAAGUGGAGACACAUGCAAGAGUUAACUUGUUUUCCUUUUUUACUUUCUGUUUUAUUGCCUGUUGCAAAAGCUGCUAUGUUUCUUUUAACUUUGCACAUCCAUAUUGGCCUCUUACUGCCUGUUACAGCACAAUCUUACAUUUGUAUUUGCACAGUUUGACUUGUAAGUAAGAUUCUUAACAGAUUUGUGCAGGUUUUUCUUUCUGUUUUUAAACAAAUUUAUUUUCAAGCAGAAGAGCCAGGGGAAAAAUUAAGUCUCACUUCCAUUAUUUUCUAUGCUGUAUACUUGUGGCCAUGAUUGCAGUAUGGAUGUUGACACUCUAGUGAUGAGAAUUACUGUGACAAUUGGCAUUUAACAAUUUGUAUGGGUUUUGUUUCUUAGAUGCACAAAUCUGUUCCUGCAGAAGCUAUGGCUUCUAUUCUGAAUGUAGUGUGUUGCUUGUCUUUCUUUACCGGACUUAGCAAGGUUGUGUUCUGAAUUGCCAGUCACUGUCUGAUUCACAGAUGCACCUUUCAGUUAUUUGAAUAAACACAGUCUUUCCUCA
Messenger RNA from Charadrius vociferus (killdeer), 1459 nucleotides. RefSeq names its product RAB8B, member RAS oncogene family (gene RAB8B). The transcript has 9 exons. Gene Ontology annotation, biological process: cellular response to insulin stimulus; Golgi vesicle fusion to target membrane; protein secretion. Gene Ontology annotation, cellular component: plasma membrane; trans-Golgi network transport vesicle; endosome. Gene Ontology annotation, molecular function: GTP binding; GTPase activity. The coding region runs from base 1 to 708 and encodes 235 amino acids. NCBI's taxonomy places the organism in Eukaryota, Metazoa, Chordata, Aves, Charadriiformes, Charadriidae. The record is from RefSeq and is a predicted model, not a curated record.